GCUGUGAGCUGCUUCUACGGGAAUCAAUAACCCGCUGCUCUUCUCCCAGCCCAGCAGACUGCCAGGACAGCAGGAUACUCGCCUAUAAAUUUUCAAUAGCACAAAGUGCUGACUCCCCACUUCCUGCCCCACAGGCAGUUUUCCUCUUUGGCCCUGAGCAGGCCUGGCCCCCCACAAGUGGGAGGGGGGGGUCUGUCAAUGCAGCACUGUGUGCAGCCCGCAGCCUCCACUGGCUGCUUGGGCCCGCAGCGGACAACUGGCCACGCCCAACCACACCACAGGAAGGGAUAAGAGGCAGCUUCAGCCUCCUAGCCUGCCACGCAGGACCUGCAGCAGAGGUGACCAGGAGGAGCAGCAAAAACCCUUGACUAUGUCUGAGAUGGAGAAGGCCGUGGUGACCCUCAUUGAUGUUUUCCACCAGUAUUCUGGAAGGGAGGGUGACAAGCACAAACUGAAGAAGUCAGAGCUCAAGGAGCUAAUCAACACAGAGCUUUCUCACUUUUUGGAGGAAAUCAAAGAGCAGGAGGCUGUGGACAAAGUCAUGGACAUCCUGGACAGUGAUGGAGACGGGGAGUGUGACUUCCAGGAAUUCAUGGCCUUCGUUGCCAUGGUGACCACUGCCUGCCAUGAGUUCUUUGAGCAUGAGUAAAAGGGAUAGAGCAGCCGCUGGCCCUGCGCAGAGGCGAGGUGGCAGGGAACAGAGAGCAGGAUCAGUCGGGGCUGCAGCUGUCCAGAUGCCUGUAGCUAAUUAGGGAGCAUGAUUUACAUAGUGAGUGAAAAAUUGAAACCUCCUCUGGAGGGCACCUUCUCAUGGCCUCCACAGUUGUUUCUUUCACAUGUCAUCCUCUUAUAACCCUCACACAGAAGCAUAGCUGAAACACACCUCCAUCAGCCCACCCAUGGUCUCUGUAUGUCUCUUCCAUACCAGAGAUCAGAUGCCAGCUAAGCUGGUCCCUCCUCCAUGCAGACUGACCCUGCAGUCUCUCCCCUGGUGGGCUGUGCUUCUGAGGAAAAAUUCCCUGCUAAAAUUUCUAAUUGGAAAAACCAGAACUGGGAGUUCUACUCUCAGUGGCACUUCUCUUCUGAGUGGCGUGAUCCAGUGUGUGGACAGAGGCCAGCUCCGGACCCAGCCUUCUGCUCUGAGAGGUGGAACCAGCUACCCCACCAUCUCCUGGCAUCAUCCCACUGGCAUCGGCUGGGCACUUGCUGUCUGUUCUGUUGAUGAAUGUCAAUUCUGACUUAUUUGGCCUGACACCAGUGGAGUCAACAAAGUAUGUAGAAAAAUGAACUGUAGGCAUAUGUAUCCAUGAAUUCAAGUUACAAAUACUAAAAUUUACUUCCAAAAAAAUUCAAAUGCAUCUUACUCACACUUCUUCCUGUUUUCUUUUUUAUGGGCACAAAUUUAGAAACUCCUAAGAUUGAUUGAUGGCUCGUAUUUGUAUUACAUUUUAAAAAAGUGUGUUGUGGGCUGGAGAGAUAGCACAGCGGGUGGGGCGUUUGCCUUGCACUCGGCCGACCCCGGUUCAAAUCCCAGCGUCCCAUAUGGUCCCCUGAGCACCGCCAGGGGUGGUUCCUGGGUGCAGAGCCAGGAGUGACCCCUGUGCAUCGCCGGGUGUGACCCAAAAAGCAAAAAAAAAUAAAAUAAAAUAAAAAAAAAUAAAAAAGUGUGUUGUUACAAGUCUCUGCAGCUAUUUAGAUGUCAAGUGAAAACCACUGCAACCAGGAAAAUGACAUGGUGGGUGAAGGUGGCUUUGGGAACAUUUGGACUAGCCUUAAUGCGAGAAGAGACAAGAAAAUUAUUAGGGGCUCCCAGAGAAGAAGAGAACACAUCUGCAUCCCACCCAUCCUCCCACUCUGACCUGUCCUUAGCAGUGAGUGAUCAGUCUUUAUCAGCCCACAAGCAUUGUCAGGCUCCUCACAGGGCUGAGCUGCUGCCAGAGUCCCCACCAGGCAGCACUGUCUGACCGCCUGGGACAGGUGCAUAGGCCUGGUGGUCUUAGGCAUCGCCAGGGGAAACCAGAUCCUCACUUCUUCCAGAGAAAGAGGCUGAGGCAGCUGGCCUCAAGGCCAGCCCUAUAGGAAGGCCUCCAUCCAUGUACUGCCUCCCAGGUCCCCGAGCAGGCACAUAUGCCUACGCACCCAAUCACCCACUUCAGGGUACAUCCUACUGAGAACAGCACCGAGCCCACUGCUGAGACCCGGGGACAGGCUAAGGGCCCUGUUUGGGGUAUCCAGCAGGAUCCUGGCUUCCAUCUUCCAACCCCAGGGCACCCUGCAGGCACUGCUGUCCUGGAAGCACAGGGGCCUGAUCCCAUCACAGGGCCAUGAUCAGCUCUCCACCGUUAUCCUCACUCUUGCCCACAUGGGAAAUGGACCAAGGACCAUGACUCCAGGGGUAAGGUCAGGCAGCGUGUCCAGGGGAUGGGAAGCAGGCCUGGGGGCUGAAGCAGCUGGCCAGGCUCUCCUGCCUUCCCAGCACCCUGUCUUGGCAGCAGCCAUGGUUGCUGCCAGCUGGGCCAGCUCUUACCACCAAGCCAGACCCUGCUCCCUUGCAGUCACCAAAGCACUUUCACCCAGUGAGGGCCCCACCCCUUUUCUCCCUUGCAGGCAGUACAACUCUGUGUGACAUCA
Messenger RNA from Sorex araneus (European shrew), 2631 nucleotides. It is a transcript of the gene S100B, whose product is annotated as S100 calcium binding protein B. The transcript is spliced from 3 exons. Gene Ontology annotation, molecular function: RAGE receptor binding; S100 protein binding; zinc ion binding. Lineage: Eukaryota; Metazoa; Chordata; Mammalia; Eulipotyphla; Soricidae. Gene Ontology annotation, biological process: positive regulation of cell population proliferation; positive regulation of canonical NF-kappaB signal transduction. Bases 371 to 649 code for a protein of 92 amino acids. The record is from RefSeq and is a predicted model, not a curated record. Gene Ontology annotation, cellular component: cytoplasm; nucleus.